UUCAAGCUCCUGGUGCUGAAUUGCAUUGGAGAGUCCGCGAAGCACCUCGGAAUGCCUGCCCGGGUCUUCCACAGCUCUCUUUACCAAAUGGCAGAGGCAGAUUCCGAUGCCCUCGGGCGCCCGCACCACAUCCGGCACAGCUUCCAGGGCUUCGAUGCGUCUGAGUAUGAGUGGGACGUGAGGGCCGCUGCUGAGAAGGACGCAGAGGACGACGUGGUGAUCGCGCGGGGCUCCGUGGAGCACCAGGGGGACGACAGCAAGCGCAUGACCAUCCUGAUCGCCGAGAGCAUCCCCUUCACGAAGGGGGCCGCCAAGGGCAGCGACCUCCUACCGCUCUUCAAAGACAGCAUGCACAACAAGGUCGUGCUCCCAUUCGAGAUUGUGACCAAGAUCGUCGACAGCAGCCUGCUGACGAGAGUCCCCAAGAGGGACCGCCCCAGCAGGGCGCCCGCCGCCGCCGCCGCAGCCUCUGCCGGCGCUGCUGCCUCCGGAGGCGGCAAGAAGGACAAGGACAAGGAGAAGCCAAAGACCAAGAAGAAGGCCAAGAAGGAGACCUAGGGGUCGCAGGCCGGAGACAGGGGCACUCACGAUCCAGCAGUUCGGCAGGCUAGGCCGGAAACACAUAGUAGUGACCGUUUGAUGAUCCCGGCCAGAAGCCCUGGCCGCACGCUGCUAGCAUAAAUCGAUAUCCCGGCCGCAGAAAUGACGACCGGCUACAGGAGGCCUCGCCUCCCGGCUGCCCGUGUAUAGAACUAGGUCCGGAGUCCCUCCUCGGACUGGGUUCGCGGCAGCCGAGCCACGAG
Messenger RNA from Prorocentrum cordatum, 803 nucleotides. NCBI's taxonomy places the organism in Eukaryota, Dinophyceae, Prorocentrales, Prorocentraceae. The record is from the annotation of a GenBank genome assembly.